Cydia splendana is the source of this 804-nucleotide messenger RNA. Its product is annotated as cysteine proteinase 1-like. Gene Ontology annotation, cellular component: lysosome. Bases 16 to 774 code for a protein of 252 amino acids. Gene Ontology annotation, molecular function: cysteine-type endopeptidase activity. The transcript has 3 exons. Lineage: Eukaryota; Metazoa; Arthropoda; Insecta; Lepidoptera; Tortricidae. The record is from RefSeq and is a predicted model, not a curated record.
UCUUCACUUAACUACAUGUUAACCAUGUACUGUGUGAACAUUUUAGCGUUGUUCUUAUUUUUCAGCUCAACACUGGGCUCAUACCCACAGUAUGACCUAGAUAAAGCUGAUGAAUUAUUCGCUGAUUUUAUAAAAAAAUACGAAAGAAAAUACGUAAGUGCCGAAGAGUUCCGCAUGCGUUUUGAAAUAUUUAAGAGAAACUUGGUAAAACUUAACGAAUGGAACGCAAACAGUCAAUAUGAAAACAGUGGGUUUAUAAUCAAUCAAUUUGCGGACCAAGAAAAUACUCCACCAUGUGUUGAUCCAUCCAAAAUGAACAAUACAAUGCCAUUAACAGAGGUGAAAAGGGAAUUUAUCGUAAAUGCGCCAGAUGAGCUUGACUACAGUACGCAGGGAUUGGUAACAGAAAUAAAAGAUCAAAACCCUUGUGGAUCCUGCUACAUUUUUGCCGCUAUUGGAAAUAUUGAAGGCGUGCACGCCAAACAGACGGGCCAACUAGUGUCACUCUCAGAGCAGCAAAUUCUAGAUUGCAUGAGUUCGGCAACUUGUCAUGGUGGUCACGCCUAUGAAGUCAUAAAUUACGUAGCAAGUAACCAAGGAUCCAUGUCCGAGGCAGAUUAUCCAUAUAUCGAAAAAGAUAAAACGACCUGUCGCUUUGACGCCAGCAAAGUCAAAGUCAAAGUAAAUGCUGCUCAAUCUUUUAAUACGCCCGAUGAUGAAUCAUUAAAAGGAGCUCUCGUCCAGAAUGGCUCACCCCUUGCAGUUAGUAAGUAAACCAAACGAAUUUAUUUUAUUUAUACAUUC